Zalophus californianus (California sea lion) is the source of this 9280-nucleotide messenger RNA. RefSeq names its product epiplakin 1 (gene EPPK1). Gene Ontology annotation, cellular component: keratin filament; cytoplasm; cell junction. The transcript is spliced from 2 exons. NCBI's taxonomy places the organism in Eukaryota, Metazoa, Chordata, Mammalia, Carnivora, Otariidae. Gene Ontology annotation, molecular function: structural molecule activity; keratin filament binding. The record is from RefSeq and is a predicted model, not a curated record. Gene Ontology annotation, biological process: wound healing; intermediate filament bundle assembly. The coding region runs from base 97 to 8958 and encodes 2953 amino acids.
GCCAGGGACUGCGCAGCCAAGAGCUGGGCGCGCCGUGCGGGCAGGGAGCAAACACAGUGGGCCUUGGGUGAGUGAAUUCUACACAACUGGCCAAGCAUGAUGAAUGGCCACACCUCUCCUCCUCUUGAUGUCCUGGCCACCAACGGCACUGAGCUGACCACCGUCCCCGGGACCACGAAGGCCAUGCUGGGAACCAGCACCCCCUCUGGGCCCCAAUCCAAGAGCAUCGCUGGGGUAUACGUGGAGGCCUCCUGCCAGGCUCAGAGUCUCUACACCGCCAUGAAGCAGGGCCUCCUGUCCGGUGAGCUUGGGCUGGCUCUGCUGGAGGCCCAGGCCGCCACUGGGGGCCUUGUAGACCCCACGCAGGGCCACUUCCUCUCUGUGUCUGAGGCCGUGCGGCAGGGCCUGGUAGGCCUGGAGCUAAAGGAGAGGCUCCUGGCUGCUGAGCGGGCCGUCACUGGGUACCCCGAUCCCUACGGUGGCGGGAGGCUGGCACUCUUCCAGGCCAUCAGGAAGGAGGUGCUGGAGCGAGCACUGGGGUGCAGCUGGCUAGAGGCCCAGCUGGCUACUGGGGGCCUGGUAGAUCCCAUUCGGGGUGUGCGAGUGGCCCCAGAGCUGGCCUGCCAGCAGGGCCUCCUAGACCAGGAGACGUGGCGUGGCCUGGCAGAGGGCAAGCCCAGCUCCGGUGCCCGUGGCUUCCUGAACCCCAACACGGGGGAGUGGCUGUCCUACCGCAGGCUGCUGGGCAAGUGCGUGAGAGACCCCAGUACAGGGCUGGCUCUGCUGCCCCUCAAGACCACUUUCCAGACCCUGAGUGGGGCAGUGAGCUUGGCAGAGCUGCUGGAGGUGGGGGUCCUGGAUGGGGAGACCGCCCGGGGCCUUCAGGAGGGCAAGCUGGUGGCGUCAGAUGUAAGCAGAUGGGCCUCUGUGAAGCGCUACCUGCAGGGCGUGGGUGGCGUGGCAGGGGUUGUCCUGCUGCCCGCAGGCCACAAGAAGAGCUUCUUCCAGGCCAUCACUGAGCACCUGCUCCCGAUGGGCACGGCACUCCCGCUCCUGGAGGCUCAGGCUGCCACCUGCACGCUGGUGGACCCAGCCACCGGCCGGCGGCUAAUGGUGGAUGAGGCCGUCAGGUCAGGCCUGCUCGGCCCAGAGCUCCACAGGCAGCUGCUGGUGGCCGAGCAGGCGGUGACGGGGUAUGAUGACCCCUUCAGCAGCGGGCGAGUCUCCCUCUUCCAGGCCAUGAAGAAGGAGCUGGUAGACAGGCCUCUGGCACUGCGACUCCUGGAUGCCCAGCUGGCCACAGGUGGUCCAGUGUGUCCAGCCCGCAGGCUCCGGCUGCCCCUGGAGGCCGCCCUGCGCCUCGGAUGCCUGGACGAAGAGACGUGGCAGUGUGUCUCCCGGGCCACUGGCUUCUCAGACCCCAGCACACGGGGGAGCCUUGGCUAUGGGCAGCUGAUGGCCCGCUGUGUCACCGAUCCAGAGACAGGGCUGGCCUUCCUUCCUCUCUCAGACGGGGCCCUCGGAGGGGAGCCACAAGGACCCCCAUUCAUUGACCACAGCACCCGGCAGGCCUUAAGUGAGGCCACGGCCACCAUCUCCAUGGGCAAGUUCCAGGGCCGGCCCGCGUCACUCUGGGAGCUGCUCUUCUCCGAGCCCAUCUCCACAGAGCAGAGGGCAGCACUGGCCCAGCAGCACCAGGAAGGCACCAUCUCGUUGGAAGAACUGGCGGCGGUGCUGAGGGCCACCCUGGAGCAGGCUGCAGCCACGGCCAGGACCACCUUUGCUGGGCUCAGGGGGCCCGUGACGCCAGAUGAGCUGUUGAAAGCAGGGAUCAUUGACCAGGACGUGUACGAGCAGCUGAAGCGAGGACAAACCACAGCCCAGGAAGUGGGCAGGCUGGACUCGGUCCAGAGGUACCUGCAGGGCACUGGCUGCAUCGCGGGCGUGCUGCUGACCGGCUCCCGGGAGCGGCUCAGUAUCUACGAGGCUCGCGGGAAGGGGCUUCUCAGGCAUGGCACAGCACUCAUCCUCCUGGAGGCCCAGGUGGCCACGGGCUUCAUCCUUAACCCAAAGGAAAACAAGACAUACUCUGUAGAGGAGGCACUGAGGGCCGGCCUCAUUGGGCCUGAUGUGUUUGCAAAGCUGCUGUCGGCCGAGCGCGCCGUCACCGGCUACAAGGACCCCUACACCGGGCAGCAGAUCUCCCUCUUCCAGGCCAUGAAGAAGGAGCUCAUCGUCCGCGACCACGGCAUCCGCCUGCUGGAGGCCCAGAUCGCCACGGGCGGCAUCAUCGACCCCGUGCACAGCCACCGCGUGCCCGUGGACGUGGCCUACCAGCGUGGCUACUUCGACGAGGAGAUGAACCGCGUCCUGGCGGACCCGAGCGACGACACCAAGGGCUUCUUCGACCCCAACACGCACGAGAACCUCACGUACCUGCAGCUGCUGGAGCGCUGUGUGCUCGACCCCGAGACGGGGCUGCGCCUGCUGCCCCUCGGCCGCUCGCAGCCCGAGCUGGUGGAUGGCACCACCCGACGGGCCUUCCAGAGCCUGCUGCUGUCUGUGAGGUAUGGGCGGUUCCGGGGACAAAGGGUUUCCGCAUGGGAGCUGAUCAACUCAGAGUGCUUCGGCGAGGACCAGCGGAGGCAGGUCCUGCGGGACUACCGACAGCACAGGGUGUCACUGGCACAGGUGGUCCAGCUGCUGGGGAGAGCAGUGGGCAGGUGGGUGGACAUCACGCUGCCCAUGCUCCGGGGCCGAGUCACAGCCUACCAGCUCUGGGAGGCCCAAAUCAUUGACCAAGAGCUGCUGGACCGGGUGCUGGAGGGGGCAGUGAGCCCCGAGGCCCUCCUCCACAUGGACGGCGUCCAGCGGGCCCUGCGUGGCUCGGGUGCCGUGGGUGGCGUGCUGCUGCAGUCCUCCAGCCAGCGGCUCGGCCUCUACCAGGCCAUGAAGCAGAAGCUGCUGGGGCCAGGUGUGGUGCUAGCCCUGCUGGAGGCUCAGGCGGCCACUGGAGCCAUUGUUGACCACCACAGUCUGGAGACCCUGUCCGUGGAUGAGGCCGUGCGCAGGAGGCUGGUGGGCCCAGAGCUGUACUGCAGGCUAAGGCAGGCAGAAGACGCUGUCAGCGGCUUCAGAGACCCCUUCUCUGGGGAGUGGGUAUCCCUGUUCCAGGCCAUGAAGAAGGGCCUUGUCCCUGUAGAUCAGGCUGCCCGCCUCCUGGAUGCCCAGGUGGCCACAGGAGGGGUCAUUGACCCCACAGGCCACCUUCGCCUCCCCAUGCCCGUGGCCACCCAGCGUGGCUACCUCGACCAGGAAAUGGCGAUGGCCUUGUCCAGCUCCUCCAAGACCUUCCCCACGCCAGAUGGCCGGGGACACACCAGCUAUGCCCAGCUCCUGGACCAGUGUGUGAGGGACGAGGCCUCUGGGCUUUACUUCCUGCCCCUGCCAGAAAAUGCUGCUGCUGUCCCCACUGACGAGCAGGUCCAGUCGACCCUGCAGGCCGUGCCGGGGGCUGAGGACGGCACGUCCCUCUGGGAGCUCCUGAGCUCUUGCUGCUUCACCGAUGAACAGCGGAAGAGCCUCUUGGAGGACUUCAGGGCAGGGAAGACCACGGUGCAGCAGCUUCAGGAAAUGGUGCAGAAGCAGGUGCGCGAGGCAGAGCUCCUGGCACAGGCUCGUGUCACGGUGCCCGGCCCAAGGGGGGAGAUUCCUGCCGUCUGGCUGCUGGACGCCAGCAUCAUCACCCAGGAGACCCUGGUGGCGCUGGCUCAGGGCACACAGUCACCUGCUGAGGUUGCUGAGCAACCCGCCGUGAAGGCCUGCCUGUGGGGUACGGGCUGUGUAGCCGGUAUGCUGUUGCAGCCGUCGGGGGCCAAGGUCAGCAUCAGCCAGGCCAUGAGGGACGGCCUCUUGCCCGAGGGCCUGGGGCGAAGGCUGCUGGAGGCCCAAGUGGCAUCCGGCUCCCUCAUUGACCCACUGACCAACCGGAGGCUAUCUGUGGAAGGUGCCAUCAAGGCCGGCCUGGUGGCUGGGGCACUGCAUGAGCAGCUGCAACAAGCCAAGAGGGCCGUGACCUGGCACAAUGACCCCUAUUCAGGAGGCGCCCUCUCACUGUGGCAGGCCAUGGAGAAGGGGCUAGUGCCCCAAAGUGAGGGCCUCCCCCUCCUACAGGUGCAGUUGGCCACAGGGGGUGCAGUGGACCCUGUCCACGGGGUGCACCUGCCCGAGGCGGCGGCCUGCAGGCUUGGCCUCCUGGAUGAGCAGGUCAGCCGGGUGCUAACAUCAACAGCCGAGGACAGUAAGUUCUUCUUCGACCCCAGCGCACAGGACAAGGUGACGUACCACCAACUCAAGGAGCGCUGUGUCCUGGACACUGACACCGGCCUGUGGCUGCUUCCGCUUGCCCAGGACAGGGUGCUAAAGGUGGACGAGCACACGCUGGUGGCCCUGAGGGCCAUGAAGGUGCCUGUCGGCACUGGGAGGUUCAAAGGUCUCAGUGUGUCACUGUGGGACCUGCUCCACUCAGAGUACGUCGACAUCCAUAAACGGCGGGAGCUGGUGGUGCUCUGCCAGUCCGGGAGGGCCACCGCCCUGCGGCACGUGGCUGUGGCCGUCACCACCCUGGUUGAGACCUCAGAGAGACAGCCCUCACAGGCCAGCUUUAGAGGACUCCGGAAGCUGGUGUCGGCCAGUGACUUAUUUAGGUCCCAGCUGAUUGACAAGGAGACGCUGGACGCGCUGAAUCAGGGCAGAAGGACGGUGCAGGAGGUGACGGAGAGGAGCAGCAUCAGGUGGUACCUGGAGGGAGGCAACUUCAUUGCUGGGGUCCUCAUCCAGGGCACAAAGGAGAAGAUGAGCAUCUACCAGGCCAUGUGGAAGGGCGUCCUGCGGCCCGGCACGGCCCUGGUGCUGCUGGAGGCGCAGGCGGCCACCGGCUUCCUCAUCGACCCCGUGCGCAACCAGAGGCUGUCCGUGGAGGAGGCGGUGGCCGCGGGCGUGGUGGGCGGUGAGAUCCAGGAGAAGCUGCUGUCGGCCGAGCGCGCCGUCACCGGCUACACGGACCCUUACACCGGGGAGCAGAUCUCCCUCUUCCAGGCCAUGAAGAAGGAGCUCAUCGUCCGCGACCACGGCAUCCGCCUGCUGGAGGCCCAGAUCGCCACGGGCGGCAUCAUCGACCCCGUGCAGAGCCACCGCGUGCCCGUGGACGUGGCCUACCAGCGCGGCUACUUCGACGAGGAGAUGAACCGCGUCCUGGCGGACCCGAGCGACGACACCAAGGGCUUCUUCGACCCCAACACGCACGAGAACCUCACGUACCUGCAGCUGCUGGAGCGCUGUGUGCUCGACCCCGAGACGGGGCUCUACCUGUUACAAAUUGUGAAGAAAGGAGAAACCUACAUUUAUAUUGAUGAAGCCUCAAAGCAGCUUCUGCAAUCCCAAACUAUGACCAUGCACGUGGGGAGGUUCGCCAGUCAGAAGGUCUCCCUCUGGGACCUACUGUCGUCUCAGUACUUCACAGAAGAAAGGAAACGGGAGCUCAUCCACAAGUACAGAGCCCAGAAUAUGUCCCUAGAGCAGCUGUUGGGGGUCAUCACUGCUACGGUGGAAGAAAUAGAGGAGCAAUACCAAGGCAUGAAGGUGGCAGCCAUCCGUGGAGAGGUGACAGCUGUAGAGUUGUUCAACUCUGGAGUCAUUGAUAAAAGGACCCUGGAUGCCCUGUCCCGGGAGAAAUCAGGGGGGCAGGAUCUCAGCAGGUUGGCGCACGUGAGGCCCUAUCUGGAAGGCAGUGGCUGCAUUGCGGGGGUGAUUAUACCCUCUACCCAAGAGGUGAUGAGCUUCUACGAGGCCAGCAGGAAAGGACUCAUCCCCAUGGGGUUUGCGGCUCAGCUGCUGGAGGCCCAGGCAGCCACGGGAUUCAUGCUGGAUCCCUGCAGCCAGAAGAGGCUCUCUGUGCAGUAUGCCGUGGCUGAGGGCCUGGUGGGUGAAGAACUGAAGGCGAGGCUUCUGGAUGCUGAGAAGGCCGCCCUAGGCUACACAGACCCAGCCACAGGAGACACAAUCUCACUGUUCCAGGCCAUGCAGAGGAAGUUCGUCCAAAGAGAGGAAGCGCUGAGACUGCUGGAGGUGCAGGUGGCCACGGGGGGCAUCAUCGACCCCCUGCACCACCACCGGCUCCCACUGGACAUGGCCUACAGACGGAGUUGUCUGCACCAGGACACAUACCCACUCGUUGCAGAUCAGAAGCACAUGAACAAAAGGUAUGUGGAUCCAAACACUCAGGAGAGGGUCACGUACCAACAGCUACAGGAGAGGAGCCAAAAAGAAGCAGGGACUGAUUGGGCUCUCUUCCUGGUAGUCAGGGACCACCAAACCUGUGCCUAUAUUGACAAGGCAACAAGGAGGGCCUUAGAAGCCGAGCAGGUGCAGGUCCCGGUGGGAAGGUACAAGGACCAGAAGCCAUCACUGUGGGAGCUUCUCAACUCUGAGUACGUGCCCCACGAGAUGAAACUCCAGUUAAUCACUGACUAUAAAGUAAACAUGACCCAGGCACUGGAAAAGGUAGUAAACACUAUUUUAGAACUAAUAGAUGAGAAAGAAAAAAGCAAGAAGGAACUAUGGUUCCCAGGUAUCCGAAAACAAAUCACGGCUUCGGAACUCAUCGAUGCAGAAAUCAUCAGCAAAGCGGUGAUGGGUGACCUGGAAAAGGGCACCAAGACCCUGCAGGAGGUGACGGAGAUGGACUCGGUGAAGCGCUACCUGCAGGGCACGGGCUGCAUCGCGGGCGUGCUGGUGCCCGCCAAGGACGAGCCCGGGCGGCAGGAGAAGAUGAGCAUCUACCAGGCCAUGUGGAAGGGCGUCCUGCGGCCCGGCACGGCCCUGGUGCUGCUGGAGGCGCAGGCGGCCACCGGCUUCGUCGUCGACCCCGUGCGCAACCAGAGGCUGUCCGUGGAGGAGGCGGUGGCCGCGGGCGUGGUGGGCGGCGAGAUCCAGGAGAAGCUGCUGUCGGCCGAGCGCGCCGUCACCGGCUACACGGACCCCUACACCGGGGAGCAGAUCUCCCUCUUCCAGGCCAUGAAGAAGGAGCUCAUCGUCCGCGACCACGGCAUCCGCCUGCUGGAGGCCCAGAUCGCCACGGGCGGCAUCAUCGACCCCGUGCACAGCCACCGCGUGCCCGUGGACGUGGCCUACCAGCGCGGCUACUUCGACGAGGAGAUGAACCGCGUCCUGGCGGACCCGAGCGACGACACCAAGGGCUUCUUCGACCCCAACACGCACGAGAACCUCACGUACCUGCAGCUGCUGGAGCGCUGUGUGCUCGACCCCGAGACGGGGCUGCGCCUGCUGCCGCUGGCCGGCCGGGGCUCCGCCGUGCACCAGCUGAGCGAGGAGCUGCGCGGCGCCCUGCGGGACGCCCGCGUGACGCCGGGCGACGGCGUCCUCCAGGGCCAGAGCGUCUCCGUCUGGGAGCUCCUGUUCUACCGGGAGGUGCCCGAGGGCCUGCGGCAGGACCUGCUGCGCAGGUACCAGGCGGGCGCGCUGACCGUGCAGGAGGUGGGCGCCGCCCUCACCCCGCUGCUGGCCCGUGCCGCCGCCGCCGAGAGCGGGGUCCCGCGCCCGGCCCCGCCGGACCCCCGCGGGGCCCUGCGUGCCGCCACCAUGGAGGUCAGGGUGGGCCGCCUGCGCGGGCCGGCGGUGCCCGUGUGGGACGUGCUGGCGUCCAGCUACGUGAGCGGCGCCACGCGGGAGCAGCUACUGGCCGGCUUUGGCUCGGGGACGCUGGCCUUGCCGGCGCUGACCCGCAGGCUGACCACCAUCAUCGAGGAGGCGGAGGCGGCCGGUGGGCCCGAGCGCGCUCAGGGCGACGCCGCCCGCGGCCCGCAAGAGGCCGGGCCAGCCGGGCGCGGUGGCGGGGACGGCGACGGCGACGGCGACGGCGACGGCGACGCGGGGCCGUCCCCGGGCCAGGCCGCCGCCGAGCCCGCCGCCGGUGGCCCCCAGGAGCAGGCCCUGCGUGCCGCCACCGUGGAGGUGCACGCCGGGCAGUUCCGGGGGCAGCGGCCCUCCGCGUGGGAGGUCCUCUUCUCCUCCUACCUGAGCCGGGCCCGCCGGGAUGAGCUUCUGGCCCAGCACGCGGCCGGCGCCCUGGCCGUGCCCGCCCUGGUCACCAUCCUCACCCAGGCCGUCGAGGAGGUGGAGGAGCGGCUGAGCAAGGUGUCCUUCCGGGGCCUGAGGCGCCAGGUGUCCGCCUCCGAGCUGCACACGUCCGGGAUCCUGGGCCCCGAGACCCUGCGGGGCCUGGCCCAGGGCACCAAGACCCUGCAGGAGGUGACGGAGAUGGACUCGGUGAAGCGCUACCUGCAGGGCACGGGCUGCAUCGCGGGCGUGCUGGUGCCCGCCAAGGACGAGCCCGGGCGGCAGGAGAAGAUGAGCAUCUACCAGGCCAUGUGGAAGGGCGUCCUGCGGCCCGGCACGGCCCUGGUGCUGCUGGAGGCGCAGGCGGCCACCGGCUUCGUCGUCGACCCCGUGCGCAACCAGAGGCUGUCCGUGGAGGAGGCGGUGGCCGCGGGCGUGGUGGGCGGCGAGAUCCAGGAGAAGCUGCUGUCGGCCGAGCGCGCCGUCACCGGCUACACGGACCCCUACACCGGGGAGCAGAUCUCCCUCUUCCAGGCCAUGAAGAAGGAGCUCAUCGUCCGCGACCACGGCAUCCGCCUGCUGGAGGCCCAGAUCGCCACGGGCGGCAUCAUCGACCCCGUGCACAGCCACCGCGUGCCCGUGGACGUGGCCUACCAGCGCGGCUACUUCGACGAGGAGAUGAACCGCGUCCUGGCGGACCCGAGCGACGACACCAAGGGCUUCUUCGACCCCAACACGCACGAGAACCUCACUUACGCAGAGCUUCUCCAGAGAGCUUCCGUCGAGCCAGAGACGGGCCUCUUAUUUCUUUCCAUUAUUUGAGCAGAAUGGCCUUUCUUGACAUUGUUGAUUCGUUUUCUAUAAACAUAUGUCUGUAUUUCAGCAAUCUCCAAAAAGUCCGAUUACUUUUGUAAUGUAUCCUCCUUGUUAAAUAUAUAUAUAUAUAUCUGGAGAGAAGCUAAUAAUUUCCAUUUUCCUUCUAACGUCUUCAUGUUUCCCAUCUUGUGCUAAAAUGAGUAUAUGUGGGCACCUGGGUGCCUCAGUCGUUGGGCGUCUGCUUUCGGCUCAGGUCAUGAUCCCAGGCUCCUGGGAUCGAGCCCCGCAUGGAGCCCCGAAUCGAGCCCCACAGAGAGCCCCGCAUCGG